Entelurus aequoreus (snake pipefish) is the source of this 7226-nucleotide messenger RNA. RefSeq names its product regulating synaptic membrane exocytosis protein 1-like. Gene Ontology annotation, biological process: calcium ion-regulated exocytosis of neurotransmitter; positive regulation of synaptic transmission; regulation of synaptic plasticity. The transcript is spliced from 32 exons. NCBI's taxonomy places the organism in Eukaryota, Metazoa, Chordata, Actinopteri, Syngnathiformes, Syngnathidae. The record is from RefSeq and is a predicted model, not a curated record. Gene Ontology annotation, molecular function: transmembrane transporter binding; small GTPase binding. Gene Ontology annotation, cellular component: presynaptic membrane; cytoskeleton of presynaptic active zone. The coding region runs from base 565 to 4980 and encodes 1471 amino acids.
GUGGCGGAGCCCCCAUUCUUAAAUUAGGGCGGCGCGUUCCUGCUGCAAGAGAAGUGAACGCGCUUGAGGGAGCUGCGGUCCCAUUGACGGCCCCCGUCUCCCUGACAGCAGCAUCAGCACCCAGCGUCCGCCUUGCCUGGGAGCGACGCAGACAGGCAAGCCGCCAUUCAAGACCACCACCCCCCACCCCUCCUCCCCCUCCCCCCCACCUCUCUGAACCCGGAUCGUAUCCCCCCGCGUGUGCCGUCGUCCACACCGACCGCCGGAGAAAUGGGCUCCCCGUGAAACCGAGGUGGUGGAGGGGAGAGGCGGGCAGGCGGGAGCUAGGGGGUGGGGGGGUGGAAGACACCGGUGCAGCAUUCGGGAAGAAGCGAGGCUGCUAACGGCAGCACGGAACCGCCACACUACCGCCGUCCCUAACAGCGACUACACUACCGCCGCUGCCGCCAUGGGAACUCCGCAUCAGUCGCUCCAACCGCCGCUUCAUCCGUGGGCCAUGUCGUGAUCCGUGGGCUUUGCUAUCCGUGAUUCCCAAUCGAGGGGAAGGAGGAGGGAGGAGGCGAGAUGUUCUCCUCGGUAGGCCCUCGGGGUCCACCCGUCGCCCAGGCUAUCCCGGAGCCGGACCUGAGCCACUUGACGGACGAGGAGAGGAAGAUCAUCAUGGCUGUGCUGGCUCGGCAACGGGAGGAAGAGGCGAAGGAGGAGGCCAUGCUAAAAGAAGAGAAGCCUAUCCAAGCGAGAACAGUAAACUUGGUUGGGCAGAAAAAACCUCAGCAGCAAAAUGAUGUCCGGGGCAUCCAGCAGCAGCUUUCCAGCUACAGAGAGACAGUGAUACGGCAGGCCACGACUGCAGCCGGUUCAGCAGUUCACCGGGAUGAUGCUCCAACCUGCGGCAUCUGCCAGAAGACCAAGUUUGCAGACGGUUGUGGGAACUUGUGUUCGUACUGUCAGACCAAGUUUUGUGCCCGCUGUGGGGGGAGAGUCUCCCUACGAUCCAACACGGAGGACAAAGUGGUGAUCUGGGUUUGUAAUAACUGCCGGAAACAACAGGAGAUCCUAACCAAGCCGGGUGAUUGGUUCACUGGUUCAUCAGGAAAGCCUACAGCUCUUGGUUCGGCCAUCAGUGAGCCAUCUGUUUCCCUAGCCCCCGGUGAUAAGAAGCUGCGCUCCCACUCCCAAGCCCCUCCGGGCUCCACAUCAUCCUUAGAACCAAACCCAGCCAGUGUACCAGGGAGCACAGCUGGAACAGAUAUCCGAUCACAGAGCGAACCACCAAGAGACACGAGAAAUGGAAGAGGCGGUGCAGGAACCGGUCGGGGAGACCGCAGGACAGGCCAUGCCAAGCUGGAGACCCAGGUUUCUAUGGAUCGAGAUCUCCGGGGUGAAUCUAGGGAACGCAGGGAAAGCCGCCGGCUUACAAAAGGAGGUUCUUUGGAGGUUGAUCCUGUGGGAGGAAGUGAUGCAGUGAGGCGGACACUAGAGGGGGGCUACCAAAACAUGAACCAAAGCGGUGGCCCCCCUUUCCAAGCAGGGCCAGUUCCUACUGGAAGCCAGGGCCAUCUUUUACCAGUGCAAGGUUGUGGCAGUGGAAUUAUGGGGAAGAUGAGAGAUGUCUUAGUGUCUGGACAGAGGACAGCUGGAGGGCUGCAUGAACACAACCCUGCCCUAAAAGACAAAACCCCAGAACUCAGAAAAUCUUUGGGUAUAACUGGAUCAACCCCAGGCCAGGGACCUGUAGUGAAACGAACCAAAAGGGACAAGGCAGACAGCAUGCUGCGCAAUGAUUCGCUAAGCUCAGAUCAAUCCGAAUCUUUACGUCCACCGCCACCCAGGCCAUAUAAAUCCAAACGAGGGCUUGGUUCCGGAGGCAAAAGACAAACCAGCGUCAGCAGCUCAGAGGAGGAGGGAGGGACCACACCCGAGUACAGCAGCUGUGAGGAUGCUGAGAUCGAAAGUGUCAGUGAAAGAGGGGACUGGGAGUGCUACCCUCAUGACCCCACUGUAUGGCAUUUGCAGCAUCCUGUUACAUGGCAGCCCUCAAAGGAGGGUGACCAUCUGAUUGGCAGAAUCACCCUAAGUAAGAGGAGCGCAACCAUGACAAAAGAAGCUGGCAGUCUGCUGGGGUUGAAGGUGGUAGGAGGAAGAAUCACAGAGUCAGGGAGAUUAGGUGCCUUCAUCACCAAGGUGAAGAAGGGCAGCCUGGCUGAUGUGGUUGGGCAUCUGAGAGCAGGGGAUGAGGUUUUACAGUGGAAUGGGAAGCUGCUACCAGGAGCCACCAUGAAGGAAGUUUACAACAUCAUCCUCGAAUCUCAAGCUGAACCACAAGUGGAGCUAGUUGUUUCCAGGCCUAUUGGUGAUAUACCAAGGAUCCCAGACACGUCCCACCCUCCAUUAGAAUCUACAGGUUCAAGUUCAUUUGAGUCCCAGAAGAUGGAGAGACCAUCCCUCAAUCUUUUAUCCCCCACCAGUCCUGGAAUGGUUCUAGACGCUCCACGGCUAAUGCCAGGAAAACUUUCUGUGAAGCUGUGGUACGACAAAGUAGGUCACCAGCUAAUAGUCAACGUGCUACAGGCGCUAGAACUCUCUCUUCGGCCGGAUGGACGUCCCAGAAGCCCCUACGUUAAAAUGUACUUCCUUCCUGACCGCAGUGACAAGAGCAAGCGCAGGACAAAAGCGGUGAAGAAGACCUGCGAGCCCAAGUGGAACCAAACAUUCGUCUACACUCACAUCCAUCGUAGGGAUUUCCGCAAUCAUAUGCUGGAGCUGACUGUGUGGGACCAGCCCAGGUCACCAGAAGAGGACAGCAUAUUUAUAGGAGAAAUCCUUAUUGAGCUGGAGACAGCCUUGCUGGACGACAAGCCACACUGGUAUCCACUCCAAACCCACGAUGUCUCAUCCAUACCCCUUCCACGACCCUCACCGUACCUGUCUCGUCGACACAUACACACAGACAAUCCUUGCAGGAAGCUGCAGCGUUCUCAGCGUGUAACAGAGCCUGAAUAUGAGGGUACAGCAGUAGUGUCUAAAGCAGAGGGGCGUGGCAGGGAGCGACAGCGGGAGCCCACAGCCACCCUGGCGGUGCCUGAGCUUCAGAGAACGCCCUCACAUCAUAUCCGUUCCCGCUCAGUCUCCCCACACCGUGAAGAGCAGGGAUCCAUGCGGUCCCGACCAGCCAACGUCCCUGCACAAAGGAGUCUAGACGACGAGCUUUCCCACUCUGUGCGUUCUCGUUCUCCAAACCGCUACUAUGACUCUGCUAGAAGUCGCCACAAGGAUAAAGAGUAUCUGGAUGACAGUGAAGUCAUCAUGAUUCACCAAUCAAUGCGAGGCAAAAGUGCUGAGUGCAUCCACUCCAGGAUGUCAACUAGGCACUAUAAAACCCUCCCAACCAAGAUGCCACUCGUAUUCAACAAAACCCACAGCAUGAAAAGUGAUCUUCAACCUUCUCUGGACAGGGUUAGGAGUGCUAGCACCAACUGUCUGACUCCAGAAAAUCAUGCCCUCUCACCCGAGUUGGAAAGAAGAUCAUUGUCCCACUCCUUGCCCUGGAGACGUCCUCCCAGUCCAAGGAUUUUUAUCCAACAUGCCUCCCCUGAAGAUGACAGGGGUCACCAUCAAGGUGCAUCGCUUUCCUCUUCAGUGACGUCAUCUUCAGCUCACAAAGUGAGGCAGCUCCCCCAGCUUCCCCCAAAGAGUAACAGUGUAGAACAAGCCCUGGUAGCAGAGGAGCGAGUCCGUCAACUCCAGAUGAGGGUUCAUUCCAACCGGAUGUCAGCUGCCAAUACUUCCAGCCAGCAGGACCUCGAUAGAGCCCUCAAGAGCAAACGAGAGCUCUACAAGGACCACAGGACGAGCAGCGAGAAUGCUUCCCAUAAGUCCUCAGAUAGUGAUGUCAGCGACGUGUCAGCCAUCUCUCGAACCAGCAGUGCCUCUCGCAUUAGUAGCACCAGCUACAUGUCCAUCCAGUCAGAGAGACCCCGAGGACGCUUCAGUCGAGCCAUGCGUGUGACGGGUCGCCACAUGAUGAAGAGCACCAGUGUGAGUGGCGAGAUCUACGGCAUGGAGCAUGCAGAUGGCAGCCAAUCCGACACCGCCCUCGGGAGCUUAGGAAACGGGAUCAAAAACCGGCGCUCGAGCCUCAGCCAACGUGUUGUUGCCAUCCUGCCAUCGAGGCGCAGUCGGAGUACUUCGCAGCUCAGCCAGACAGAGGCAGCGGGUAAGGCGGCAGAGAGACAGAAAGAGUCAACAGCAGGUAAGAAGAUGUCUAAGGCUGGCAGCAGCAGCAUCCAAAGGAGCGUGGAGACAGGCAGGGCGGUAGAGUACCCGCGAGGAGGGUCAGCCAUGAACCGUCAGGCCAGUAGGGAAUCUACUGAUGGCAGCAUGAACAGCUACAGCUCUGAGGGAAAUCUAAUCUUCUCAGGGAUGAGGUUGGGUGCCGACAGCCAGUUCAGUGACUUUCUGGAUGGUUUAGGGCCCGGUCAGCUGGUGGGCCGACAAACAUUGGCAACACCUGCAAUGGGUGAUGUUCAAAUUGGUUUGAUGGAUAAGAAAGGACAGUUGGAAGUGGAGGUGAUCAGGGCACGAGGCCUUACCCCCAAACAGGGCUCCAAAUCUCUCCCAGCUCCCUACGUCAAGGUGUACCUGCUGGAUAAUGGAAAUUGUAAAGCCAAAAAGAAGACGAAAAUUGCACGAAAGACCCUGGAGCCUCUGUACCAGCAGCAUCUGGUCUUUGAUGAGAGUCCUCAGGGCAAGGUGCUUCAGGUGAUAGUGUGGGGCGACUAUGGACGUUUGGACCACAAAUGUUUUAUGGGUGUAGCACAGAUCUUACUUGAGGAUUUAGAUCUAUCAAGCACGGUGAUCGGAUGGUACAAACUCUUUCCACCUUCCUCGUUGGUGGAUCCUACUUUAGCGCCACUUACACAACUGGCGUCUCAGACAUCAUUGGACAGCUCAGGACCACCCCCAGGUGUUCGGUCCUAGUGACCGUCAUGACACGAACCCUCCAUCAUCCCCUUAAAUGACAAAAUAGAGAAACUAUUGGACCACGAUGGGUGGCAGAAGAUGACGUUGGUCAAACAAUAAAAGCCAGACAGAGAGACAGUGAAUGAGAGAGAGAUAGAACCAGCCAAUCAACGCUUCGAAGGAGUCUGACAAUCAUUUCUCACACUUCCCCUUCUUUCUCUACCUGAGCUUUUGUUUUGCAAGCUUUGUCAUUUGUGCUCCUCUGGGCUGCAGGUUUAUGUCCACCUUCAUAAUAUUUCCUCUGUGUUGGAUUGCUUUCAUUUUUUUUGUGCACCUGAUCAAAGUCCUGCACUUAGUAGCGAGGAGUGCUAUAAACCAACGGGUGUCAAACCUUUUUCACCAAGUACCACCUCAAAAACACUUGGCUCUCCAAGUACCGUCUCAAUGACCAACAUUAAAAUAAAGUAGCGUAGUAGGCAUGAGUAUUUGUUAAAAACAAGGCAGAGGUUUUAUUUACCAAGUAGAUUUAAUAUUUUUGGCCAUUGUAACCGUACACUCAGUUUGAACGGUAACACUCUGUUUGAAUAUAUAAUUAAGUGACUUUUUUUUUGAUGCACCACUAAAUGGAAUCACUGCUAUAAACACUAUUGGGGUCACGUAAGGUCCAAAGUGAACACCUUCCAUGCAGAUCAAUGCCUGCCUGGAUGUCCACUGGCAUUGCUGUGGCAUCAGGGUAAGUCCAGCUGGGCACGAGGGCCUGCUGUUUGCAUGACUGGGUCCACUUUCUAGGUGAGAAAAGGCCUACACACACACACACACACACACACACACACACACACACACACAUAUUCACACACUCAUCCUUUGUCUUGUUGGGAGAUAUGAACGCAAGCACAAGAAGAGCUUGAAUCUUUUGUUGAGGCGGAGGCAACAAAGAUUUUGAUCUUUGGUGUGAACAAGAGAUAAUGGAGGCCAAAAUGACGCAUUGUUUAUGCUUAAUUUCACCAUUUUUUACCGUCUUAGCUUUCCGAAAAGUAACAUAUAGUGCAAAAUCCGUCUGAUUUUGUUAAUUUUUUGUUUUCCCACUACAGACUGCGGUCCGGUCAGAUUCGCCCGAACACCCAAUGCCCCUCUACCCUAUGCAUGUUUGUUACUUUCAUUUCUUUUUGGUUUUGUUGCUUUAGUUUUGUUUUCACCUUGAUGACAAAAGAGAUGAACAAAUUUAGAAAAAAUACAAAUAAAAAAGAAAGAAAAAAAGACGAAACUGUAUGUGUUAGUUCCUCAUACUUUUAGGCCAGCUUGUAUGUUGCAUGUUCUUGUACAGUUUGCUUGUACUGAAUAUGAAUACAAACCGAGAAAAAAGCCAAGCCAUCCCCGUCCCCGACCAAUAAGGUGGUGUCAACUCCACACCUUCCGCUCUGAAUAUUCAUAUCAGAAAAUUGCCUCGUUUUUUUAGACCCCUUCGAAUGACAGUGCCGUGCUGUAGUAAGGAGCAUACUCCAGCCCCUGGUGAUAAUGAGGAUGUACUUGUGACGUCAGACAGAGAUAGAGAAUGUGCGUAAUGCAGCUAUACCGUUACGAGUUUAAGAGAAAUUAUAAAGAUAUAGAUAUUUAUAUAUAUGAGUAUAGAAACGAGUGUAUCUGCCUGUCUACAUGCACACCUUGUACAUAGAAAACCAGCAGAGGUUAUGAACAAGACAAACAUCAGUGACACACACACACACACACACACACACACACACACAUUCCUGUGUUUUCUUUAUUUGUUUUGCUUCGAGAGGAAUUUGCUCCCUUUUGUUGAGCUCUAACUGCUGAGCGGUACUGAGCCACAGGGGGGCGCUGAAAGGCUUUCUGUUUUUCUCCCCAAGUUUCUGAAAACAAAACAUGCAGAAAAGGUGAAGCAUUGUUUUUCUUUCUACAAAGUCCCUCCUCCCGCUUACGAUUGGGACUUUUAGAACCAAUGAAGAAUAGGUUUUUUUCCAGACCUUUUGUGGCAGAUGUUGUGUUAAAACUCUCAGCAGUGUGGCCGACUGCCCUUUCCUUUGUCAGUAUUACUUCACGAAUACUGAUUGUUUACAGCCCAUGGCUCCCCAGACCCAAACCACGACGCUCGAGUAAAGACUGAGAAGUAUUCACUGCAACAGUUCUUGUUUGUAUAACAGAUGUGGCUCUACUGAUGUGUAUGUUUUAUAUUCAAGAGUUCAUUUUUAUUAUUUACAAAUAAAAGACUGUGCGGAAGAAGAUACCUGCUUUUUCCCAACGAA